CCUGUCAACGACACUCAAAUGAGUCUCCUCCCUCCAUCUCACUCGCCAGUAUUCCUCCCGGAUGAACUGAUUGCCGAAGUGCUAUCAUGGAUUGCCGUAAAGCCACUGCUGCGACUGAGGUGUGUCUCAAAGUCAUGGAAGUCUCUCAUCUCCGAUCCCACCUUCGUCAAAUUACACCUUCAUCGAUCUUCACAAAAUUCAGAUUCCAAGUUUGUAUAUACUCAUGAUGUAUAUAACACAGGUCACAGAUCCGUAUCCUUUACCAUAACUAGUUUAUUCGAAAACCCUCUGAUCAACUUUCCCAAUGAUACUUACGAUUUGAAUGACAAGGACUUCCACCAUGUUGUUGGUUCCUGCAAUGGAUUGUUAUGUUUGUUUGGCUCUUCACGCGUCAAUGGGAAUAUUGAGAAGUGGUUUCGCUUCUGGAACCCAGCCACAUGGGCAAUAUCACCUAGAUUAGGUUCUUUUUGUGAUGACGAUCCUGGCAUCCCUUUUAAUUUUACUUUUGGUUGUGAUAAAUCAAACAACACAUAUAAGGUGGUGGCCUUUAAGAGCACAAAGGUAAGAGUUUUCAGCUUGCAAGAUAAUACUUGGAGAAAUAUUCAAAAUCCUCCAGAGGUUAGUUACUGCUCGAUGAAGGCCGUGUAUCUGAGUGGUACUGUUAAUUGGUUGACAGUUUGAAAUGAAUAUGGUCAUAUUCACAAGUAUACUAAUACCAAGAAGCCAUCCAUGAUUAUUUCACUUGAUUUGGACACUGAGACACUUACUCAAUGGUCAACUCCUCAGAAUUUCCAAGAAAUUCGAUUUGUUAUACCAAAUUUAAGUGUCUUAAAGGAUUGUCUUUGUUUUUCUUAUGAUUUUGAAGAAACCCAAUUGAUUAUAUGGCAAAUGAAGGAAUUUGGGAUGGAAGAAUCUUGGACUCAAUUCCUUAAAAUUAGUUACGGGAAUCUUCAAUUUGAAUAUCCAUGUCCUGAUUUGUUGCCAUUAUGUCUUUGGGAGAAAACGAUACACUAUUAUUAGCUGAGAAACAUCAAAGAGCAACAUUCAUCUAUAACUGGAGAGAUAAAAGUCUAGAGAAAAUCUUUAGCCUUUGGUGGUGCACUUGUGCCAAUCAUGUUGAAAGUUUGGUAGGCUAUUGUUGAAAGUAAGUUCUUCUACCACAAUUUACUUGUCUCAAAUUGAUUUACUUGUGUGAACAUUUUCUAAUGAAGGUUUUGACUGUAUUGUCGAGGAACUGUGUAUAAUAGUUCGACGACUUUUGAAUCAUUUGACAGUUUAUUUAUAGAUCUGUUCAGAUGUGUUCAACUGGUUCUUGAUUCAUUUUGGAUUCAUGCUAUGUAUGGAGAAAAGACAACUUCAACAUGGACCUAAUGCACAUCUGAUGCUUCUCUGCCAACUUAUCAAGGCAUUUCGUCCGCAAAUCGUCACGUUUAUGUGUUUGUUUUAUCAUGAUGACCUUGAAACAAAAGUCAUUUACAAUUCAUAUAGAAGUAAUGGCUCUCUAAUUUCAGUUCUCCUUGCAUUUCCACAACAGCCUAUGUUUUGCCACUGUUUUGUUUUCGUAUUUGGUUCACAUUAUGAUAUUUAGUUGAUUUUCAUGGAAAGUUAAAUAUAUAUGCUUUCAUUUGCAAAAACUAAAACUUUGACAAAGGUUUUGAAAUGGUUUUCUUCCAAAAGAAAAAAAAUGCAGAAGUGAUUGGUAUACACAUGAUAAAAAAAACUGUCUCUAGACAUAUUCAUUAUCUAUGUGUAUGAUUUCUUUACACGUGAGGUGCUAGUUUAAUAUUUUUUUUUUUUAUUUCUAUAAAUUUAUAAUUAAUUUUAUAAAUUUUCUCUUUUCAAAUUUAAUGAAAGAAAAGUGUCUGGUUUGCUCAUAGAGUUGACAUAAUCUGGGGUACAAUGAGCUGAAAAACCAGGAAGUGUCAGUCCUAUCAUCCUUCCGAAUACUCUGCUCCUUCAACGUAACCCUUUGUCAAGCAUCGAACUAACUCCCACACAGCAUUCAAAUAUUGUGAUAAUAUGAGCCUCAUUCCCAAAGAAAUUCCUAUUUCGCGCAUCCUUCACAUCCUUUGAUGAUGAUAAAAUAUCAAAAAUAAUAAAAGUAAAUAUAUUGAACAGAAUAAAUA
Vicia villosa (hairy vetch) is the source of this 2126-nucleotide messenger RNA. Its product is annotated as F-box/kelch-repeat protein At3g23880-like. The transcript has a single exon. The record is from RefSeq and is a predicted model, not a curated record. Bases 19 to 681 code for a protein of 220 amino acids. Gene Ontology annotation, molecular function: protein binding. Lineage: Eukaryota; Viridiplantae; Streptophyta; Magnoliopsida; Fabales; Fabaceae.